Salmo salar (Atlantic salmon) is the source of this 730-nucleotide messenger RNA. Its product is annotated as C-X-C motif chemokine 11-1-like. Gene Ontology annotation, biological process: defense response; chemotaxis; immune response. The record is from RefSeq and is a predicted model, not a curated record. Gene Ontology annotation, molecular function: chemokine activity. NCBI's taxonomy places the organism in Eukaryota, Metazoa, Chordata, Actinopteri, Salmoniformes, Salmonidae. Gene Ontology annotation, cellular component: extracellular region.
CUUCCUCCCACUCUCAUUGGAUGACCAUCAGAGAUUGUGGGGAUUUCAGUAUAAAUACAAGCCAAGCUCUCCUCCAUUCACAACUUCCAUCACUUCUCUCCUCCAUUCACAACAUCCAUCACUUGACUGAGCUGUCCAUCCAGACUCUUAAAGAAACUGAAGAAGCAGUAUCCAUGACCAACAUGAUGACAUCAACAGUCCUCAUCAGCUUCCUGGCCUGUCUGCUCCUGGUCAAUGUUGAAGGCCAGGUGGGUCAUUCUAAAGCUCGGUGCCUGUGUCUGAAUGGAAUGGUGAACCACGUUAAACCUGUUCUCAUUGAGAAGCUCGAAGUGUACACCUCCAGCCACUCCUGCCAGAACAUGGAGAUCAUUGUCACUCUGAAGAACGGAAAAGGGAUGAAGUGUCUGAAUCCAGAGGCUCCAUUUGCCAAGAAAACCAUUGAGAAAAUAAUGAAAAACCAAAGGAGUGUGCAGUAAAAUUAACGACACCAGUUCAGGUGAGAACUUGAUGGAGAGAGAGCUAUUCCUGAGGAAUGCAAAGAAGACUGCCUGAAAACUGCCUGAAGACAGCCUGAAGACUGCCUAAAUAUAUGUUUACACUGUUGAAUGGUACUUAGAAAGUUGUUUUUUAUAUUUACAAAGUCAGUAUCUGUUACAGAAUAUGACUUACUAGUUGAGAGACAUUUCUAAUAUUUCCAAUGGAAAAAAUAAAAAAAAUGUAAAUAUUUAAA